AUGACAGGAGACAAGCUAUUCGAUGCUCUUGAUGACGGUCAAGGUGGAGACGACACGUUCUCCCUUCGAAUCAAUCAAAAGUUUGCUCAGAAAUACGAAGCAAAGAAAAAGUAUGAGGAAUUGAGUCAAUUACGAGACAAGUAUGGAGAUGUGCCUAUCAACGACGAAGACGAGGAGACAGACUCGGAAGACGAUGAAGUCGAAGAUGAGGAAGGAGAGCUUGUGACCCCUCCCAUCGACGCUCAAAUCCUAAAGACUAUUGCCAUGAUCCAAGCAAAGGAUCCCAAAGUCUAUGAGCCGGAAAACAAGUUCUUUGAUGAAGAGAAACUUGAAGAAGCUCAAAAGCUUUGGCAGGAUAAACUUAAAUCGAAAGGAACAGAACGAAAGUCAAUGACAAUUCGAGACUACAACCGUCUCAGGCUCAAAGCUAUCGCCGAGGGCAAACAUUUCGAUGGCGAUGAGCCAGAAAAUGAUGAAGAUGUCGACAUGACGGACUUGACACAUGUCGAAGAACAGCAGAAAAUCAAGGAUGAGUUCAAAUCUGCAAUCAAGAAUGCAUCCGCUCAAGACGAUGACGACGGUGAUCUUUUCGUCAGACGUGAAAAGACGCUAGAGGAGGUAGCAGAUGAAGAAGAGCAGUAUAGGGCAUUUUUGAUGGAUACUUUACAUUCUGAGGGCCAUGAUGAUCUAUCACAAUGGAAGGAUCAUGAAAAGACAAUUUCAGAUCCUAAUGAGUCGUUUCUUAUGGAAUACGUUCUCAGUCGUGGUUGGGUUGAAAAAGACAAGAAAAAGAUUCCAACAUACGAUGAAAUCGUCGCUGAACAUCAUGACGAGUCAGAUGAAGAAGCUGUUGAAGCUGCAGAUGAGUUUGAGACCAAGUAUAACUUCAGAUUCGAGGAAGAGGGAGCCAACGAAGUAACCACAUAUUCCCGAAAAGUAGAAGGCUCAGUUCGUCGAACUAACGAUGCUCGAAAGCGCCAACGUGAAGCUAAAGCCCAACGAGAAGAAGAAGACAAGAUACGUAAAGCUGAAGAACUGAAGCGGCUCAAGAAUCUUAAAAAGCAAGAAAUCUGGGAUCGAUUGAAAAAGAUACAAGAGAUUGCUGGAUUGGAUGAUCCGAGUGGGAAUAGUAGUGGUGACAAUUUCUUAGUCGCUGGAUUGGAUGAUGUUGAUUUGGAAGCUGAUUUCGAUCCUGAAGAGCAUGAUCGAAAGAUGGAGGCAUUGUUUAGUGAUGCUUACUAUGAUGGCUCGAAGGUCGAUUCCAAGAAACCUAAAUUCGACGAUGACAUUGAUAUAAGCGAUAUCGUACCACCGGCAGAUACCUCAUCACGAAAAAAAUCCCGUAAAGGAGACAAGAAACGUAAGCGACGUGACUUGGAAGAAGACGAUGGAGAAGCAUAUGCUCCAAUCGCAAACGACGACGAUAAUAGUAUGCAAGUUGAUGAUAUGGCAGGAGAUGGUGGAUAUGAAGAUGAAGCGACAUAUCAGGAUACUGAAGUCGCUGUACCGGAAGGUGCGACUAGUACCAGUAUAUCAGGAAAAGCCAAGAAACCAAAGGUGAAGUUUGAUGAGUACUUGGAUGAGUACUACCAAUUGGAUUAUGAAGACAUGAUUGGUGAUCUACCAACCCGGUUCAAAUACCGCCAAGUAUCUCCAGAAUCAUACGGUCUCACAUCCGCCGACAUCCUCCUCGCCGACGACAAAGACCUAAACAGUCUCUACUCUUUAAAGAAGAUUGCUCCCUUCCGUAAACAAGAAGCAGUAGAACGAGAUAAAUUAAAGUAUCGCAAGAAUCGACGAAAGAGGAUACGAGAGUUUAGGGAUAGUGUUGUUGCUAAACUCAAAGAGGGAGGCCUUGAAGAGGCUGUUGAGCUGUUGAAGAGGCCAGAGUCUUCUACUAAUGAUAGUGAUCUAGAAGAAACAGUAGUGCCAGCAGUAGUAGAACAGAAUGGCGAAAAGCCUAAAAAGAAGAAGAAGAGUAAAAAAGUAGACGCAAUGAGUCAAGAUAUAGUAGUACAACCUGAAACUGCAGUAGUGAAAGAAGUCAAGACAAAGCAAAAGAAGGCCAAGAUACAUCCCACUGACGCACCACAAUCAAUAUCAUCUCCAUCACCUAUAAACUCAUCUAAUAAUGGUACUACUGCUACAACAAAACAAGAACCGAUGACUGCAGAAGAAGUAGCAGCCGAAGAAGAACGUAAACGUAAAAAAGCCGAGAAGAAGCAACGACAACGUGAAAAGAAGGCUGCUGAGAAACUGCAAAAGCAAACAUCACAGCCAAAUGGUGGUGGUAGUAAAGUAUGGCCACGUAGUACGGCUACAAGCAAUGGUGGUGGUGCUAUUGGUAAUGGUCCAGCUAGACCAUCAACAAUACAGCCGAGUCGUCUUGCUUCAUACGAAAUGGGGAAUCAGAGCAAGAAGACAGGCUUAGAUUUGUCAGGUCAGCGAGGACCUGCUAGUUCUGGACGGCCUCGAAGGUGA
Synchytrium microbalum is the source of this 2481-nucleotide messenger RNA. RefSeq lists its product as uncharacterized. Gene Ontology annotation, cellular component: nucleolus; 90S preribosome. The record is from RefSeq and is a predicted model, not a curated record. The transcript has 10 exons. Gene Ontology annotation, biological process: endonucleolytic cleavage in ITS1 to separate SSU-rRNA from 5.8S rRNA and LSU-rRNA from tricistronic rRNA transcript (SSU-rRNA, 5.8S rRNA, LSU-rRNA). NCBI's taxonomy places the organism in Eukaryota, Fungi, Chytridiomycota, Chytridiomycetes, Synchytriales, Synchytriaceae. Bases 1 to 2481 code for a protein of 826 amino acids.